CGGUGCUUUAUGGCAGUGUGGCUGGACCGCUUCUGAGCGGCCAGUGGUUUGGGUGUGAGUGGAGGGAAGAAGGGUGCCCGGUAUUGACUGGGCCAGGAACAUGGACGUGGGCGAACUUCUAAGCUACCAGCCCAACAGAGGCACAAAGCGUCCCCGAGACGAGGAGGAAGAGGAGCAGAAAACACGUCGGAAACAAGCUGGUCCUCGAGAACGGGGCCGCUAUCGGGAGGAGGAAGUGACUGUGGCUGAAGAAGCAGAUGAUGACAAAAAGAGGCUGCUCCAGAUUAUUGACAGAGAAGGCGAGGAGGAAGAGGAAGAGGAGGAACCAUUGGAUGAAAGCUCAGUGAAGAAAAUGAUCCUCACAUUUGAAAAGAGAUCAUAUAAAAAUCAAGAGUUGCGAAUCAAGUUUCCAGACAAUCCAGAGAAGUUCAUGGAAUCCGAGCUGGACCUAAAUGACAUCAUUCAGGAGAUGCACGUAGUGGCCACCAUGCCAGACCUGUACCACCUUCUGGUGGAGCUGAACGCCGUGCAGUCACUUCUCGGGUUGCUGGGACACGAUAAUACAGAUGUGUCCAUAGCUGUGGUUGACUUACUUCAGGAACUAACAGAUAUAGACACCCUCCAUGAGAGUGAAGAGGGAGCAGAAGUUCUCAUCGAUGCUCUGGUGGACGGGCAGGUGGUAGCGCUGCUGGUGCAGAAUCUGGAGCGCCUGGAUGAGUCUGUGCGAGAGGAGGCGGAUGGCGUCCACAACACUCUGGCUAUUGUGGAAAACAUGGCUGAGUUCCGGCCUGAGAUGUGUACAGAGGCUGCCCAGCAGGGACUCCUGCAGUGGCUGCUGAAGAGGCUGAAGGCAAAGAUGCCUUUUGAUGCCAACAAACUGUAUUGCAGUGAAGUACUGGCCAUCCUGCUCCAGGACAAUGAUGAAAACAGGGAAUUGCUUGGGGAGCUGGAUGGAAUCGAUGUGCUUCUUCAGCAGUUAUCUGUGUUUAAAAGGCACAAUCCUAGCACAGCUGAGGAACAGGAGAUGAUGGAGAAUCUGUUUGAUUCACUCUGUUCUUGCCUGAUGCUCAGUUCCAAUCGUGAGCGCUUCCUAAAGGGUGAGGGCCUUCAACUGAUGAAUCUCAUGCUCAGGGAAAAGAAGAUUUCCCGGAGCAGUGCUCUGAAAGUGUUGGACCAUGCCAUGAUUGGACCAGAGGGCACAGACAAUUGCCAUAAGUUCGUUGACAUUCUUGGCUUGCGAACCAUCUUUCCUCUCUUUAUGAAAUCUCCCAGGAAGAUCAAGAGAGUGGGAACUACUGAGAAGGAGCACGAAGAGCAUGUCUGUUCGAUCCUGGCUUCCCUCCUGCGCAACCUAAGAGGGCAGCAGCGAACCCGGCUUCUGAAUAAGUUCACUGAAAAUGACAGUGAGAAGGUUGACAGACUCAUGGAGUUGCAUUUUAAAUAUCUGGGUGCAAUGCAGGUGGCUGACAAGAAGAUCGAAGGGGAAAAACAUGACAUAGUCCGGCGUGGAGAGAUCAUAGACAACGAGUUGGAGGAUGAGUUCUACCUCCGGCGCCUUGAUGCGGGGCUCUUCGUUCUUCAGCACAUCUGCUACAUCAUGGCGGAGAUCUGCAAUGCCAAUGUCCCCCAGAUUCGCCAGAGAGUUCAUCAGAUCCUAAACAUGCGCGGAAGCUCCAUCAAAAUCGUCAGGCAUAUCAUCAAGGCCCUGCCCUGACUCACCAGAGGAAGCUGGAGCCUUUGCAGAGUGGCUGCCUCUGAGUUCAGCCCCUGAACACAGCACAGUAAGGACCCUCAGUGUCAAGGUCAGAGGGGCGAGGCUGGAGUGGGGUUGGAGCUGGGCUCUGCAGCUCCUCUUCCAAGCCCAUCUGCUCCUUCCCCUCCCCCACCCUUCCUUCCAUCAAAAAGUCUGAAAGAAACAAAGCCUCAUAAAACAACUAGCUCAUCAGCCU
Chinchilla lanigera (long-tailed chinchilla) is the source of this 1949-nucleotide messenger RNA. RefSeq names its product catenin, beta like 1 (gene Ctnnbl1). The transcript has 16 exons. The coding region runs from base 101 to 1714 and encodes 537 amino acids. NCBI's taxonomy places the organism in Eukaryota, Metazoa, Chordata, Mammalia, Rodentia, Chinchillidae. Gene Ontology annotation, cellular component: spliceosomal complex. The record is from RefSeq and is a predicted model, not a curated record.